Scophthalmus maximus (turbot) is the source of this 1851-nucleotide messenger RNA. It is a transcript of the gene sftpbb, whose product is annotated as surfactant protein Bb. Gene Ontology annotation, biological process: sphingolipid metabolic process. Gene Ontology annotation, cellular component: lysosome. Bases 111 to 1217 code for a protein of 368 amino acids. Lineage: Eukaryota; Metazoa; Chordata; Actinopteri; Pleuronectiformes; Scophthalmidae. The transcript has 10 exons. The record is from RefSeq and is a predicted model, not a curated record.
CAUUCUGAUUGGGUGGGACGAUCGACCUGUAUUUCCGGCCCGACCCAGACAGUCGCACUGGACCAGUCUCGGUGUUUAUCUGUGUUCAUCGGUUCCUGCUCCGCCUCAACAUGUCAGCGUCUGGCUUCGUGCUCGCGAUGCUCGCGGCCUCUCUGUGUCCCGGAGACUGCAGGUUCCUCAUAGACCCAUUGUCAUUCAUCAAACCGGGAUCUCUGACUCCGGACACGUGUUCAGAAUGCAGACAGGUCCUCCAGCUGUCCGCCAACAUGAUCUCCAGCAGAGACACCAAGGAGACUGUAUAUGAAACAUUGCAUGCUCUCUGCCAGCACUUCCCAAGUGCACAGGCAUCAGAGUGUGAUUCGCAGGUCAGGUCAUAUUUGCCCAAAGUGCUGCUGCAAACCCCUGGUCACCUGAAGCCAGGUGAGACCUGCAUGGCUUUUGGACUUUGUGCUGCCCACAAGGAGGAAGAAGAGCUCAAACUUCCCCACCAUGCCACCAACAAAGACAUAUCCAGUGCUGCAGUUGGCACAGCCAUCAGCAGCUAUGAGAAGUUCGACCCAGCUUGCACCCUGUGUUUGUUUAUCAUGAAGAAACUGGAGACCCUAUUGCCCAAAAACAUGACUGAGGAUACUCUAAUGAAGCUCAUGGGAGAAGUCUGUUAUCUUCUACCUCAGAGCUACAAGGACCAAUGUGAUGAUUUUGUCAGCAAAUACGGCGUACAGAUAGUUGAAUUCCUGUUAUUGUCUGCUGCACCUCACACAAUAUGUACUCUUUUGCACCUCUGUUUGUUUGAGGAGCAGCUUCUUCCAGGUCAGUCACAUGUUCUUCAUGAAUAUAUUAGGUCAUUGUUUGUUUAUAGGUUAGACCUGAACCUCACACCUCCCCACCAAAUUAACACCUGGCCCAUUUCCCCAGAGGUGAACCUCCCUUCAGACUGUGAGUCGUGCCGCACACUGGCUGUGCUGAGCCGACUGCAUUUGGGUCCCAACUCCACCGAACCUGAGACUUCCUCUUUCCUGCAGUCUGUGUGUGUCCGUCACCCCAAUGCCAUCCCUAAGUGCAAUGCUUUCUCAAAAAUCUAUGGCUCCCGACUGCAAAAGGUUUUGGGAAAUCAGAUGGAUGUUCCUCAUGCUUGUGAAAGAGCGGAUCUGUGUGUUGCCUCAAAGAAGCUGGAGCAGCUGGGAAAGCGCCGCUGUGAUCGGCCACCAUAUUGUUAGUUUAACUGAUGACAGUGAUGCACAGAACCAGGUCUUCUGUGAGAAACAUGGAAGAAGAAUGAACCAAAUUGAUUGCAGCACUUAAGUCGUGUAUUUCUUUGUUUUUACAAAAUAUUACACUUAUUUACACUUUGUUUUAUAUAUGUAAUGCACUUUACUUACUUUUUUUUUUUUUACUUUUUCGGGAAAUAAUUAAUCUCAUCCUAUUUCAAUUAGCCAUGAAGGUUCAUCAUGAAAUAUUUUGGUUUGCAUGAAGUGAUUUGUCAUGAGAUUUGGGCUGGGAUUCAGAGUGAAAUAUCAGUUUCUGAGGCAGUUUUGUCAAGUGUGUAUAUUACAACAUGCCAUUAUGAAUGUGAAAAAUGUUAGCUGUAAAAUGAACUCUCACUAUGUAUUAAAGACAGUUUGGACAACUGAUUAUUCCAGACAUGUCCUGGAGCUUGUUUAUUUAGAAACCUCCACAUAGUAAAAAGAUAAAAUGGUGGGGAAAAAAACAUGGAAACAAUUUUGUGGCUUUAAAGAAAAUCCUUGACGCUCUCUUGCCACUCUCAUAUUAUUCUCUGUUGUUGUUUUCAAUCAAUUAAAUACCCAAGUCUUCUUGCAAAUCACCCUGAAGAAGAAAAUCCUGCCUAACUUA